Carassius auratus (goldfish) is the source of this 3025-nucleotide messenger RNA. RefSeq names its product fibrous sheath CABYR-binding protein-like. The transcript has 8 exons. The record is from RefSeq and is a predicted model, not a curated record. Gene Ontology annotation, molecular function: ATP binding; protein serine/threonine kinase activity. NCBI's taxonomy places the organism in Eukaryota, Metazoa, Chordata, Actinopteri, Cypriniformes, Cyprinidae. Gene Ontology annotation, cellular component: cytoplasm. Bases 170 to 2836 code for a protein of 888 amino acids. Gene Ontology annotation, biological process: negative regulation of apoptotic process; regulation of mitotic cell cycle; protein autophosphorylation.
UGCAUGCAUUCAUUCUUAUAACUUUUCACUUGUUACAAAUUGCUUUUUGGUCAUCUACAACUUUGCUCAUCAGCAGUUUAAAGAACAGCAGUUAAAAAAUAAGAUUGAAAAAUCAAAUAUCACACUGCAAAAAAGCUGAGAAUUGUGGUCAAGUGUACAAUUUCCAACCAUGUACAGCACCACAUUAUUCCAGCGAAGCGGUGGAAACCCAUUCACCACUCCCACCUCAACACAACCUGUUUCUGAAGUGGAUGAGGUGAAAAGAGGAAAAACGAAGACGAAAUUAAAAAAGAUUAAGAGGGUUUGGAAGGCACUAUUUGGUAAUAGGGGAGCUGGUGAAAAAUACACAGAGAAGACAAGCUCAUCUGAGGGUGAGAAAAAAGAUCAGGGAGCUGAUGCAGCUGUGCUACAGUCUAGGAGAAACACCAAUAACCAGAUUUCCAGUGUCCAAGGCCUCCUUCAAGAUGUGGCCUGCACUGAGCUUGCCUCUGAUGUGGAUAGGGCGAAAGGAGGAAGAAAGAAGGAGAAAUGUGAAAAGUCGAUUUGGAAGGUACUUUUUGGUUGUAUGAGACCUAGUAAAAAAGUCCUCCAAACUCCACCCUGCACUGUGGUCGCCCAGAAUGUUGACACCCUCCAAGCUCCAGGCCACACCAUCAACAACCAGAGUGUUGAUGCCAAACAAACUCCAGUCCAAGUCGAGUCUGACUGGAGUGUUGAGGCCCAACAAGCUCCAGCCCAACAAGCUCCAGCCCAGGUCGAGUCUGAGUGGAGUGCUGAUGCCCAACAAGCUCCAGCCCAGGUCGAGUCUGAGUGGAGUGCUGAUGCCCAACAAGCUCCAGCCCAACAAGCUCCAGCCCAGGUCGAGUCUGACUGGAGUGUUGAUGCCCAACAACCUCCAGCCCAGGUCGAGUCUGACUGGAGUGUUGACGCUCAACAAGCUCCAGCCCAACAAGCUCCAGCCCAGGUCGAGUCUGACUGGAGUGUUGAUGCCCAACAACCUCCAGCCCAGGUCGAGUCUGACUGGAGUGUUGACGCUCAACAAGCUCCAGCCCACCAAGCUCCAGCCCAGGUCGAGUCUGACUGGAGUGUUGAUGCCCAACAACCUCCAGCCCAGGUCGAGUCUGACUGGAGUGUUGACGCUCAACAAGCUCCAGCCCACCAAGCUCCAGCCCAGGUCGAGUCUGACUGGAGUGUUGAUGCCCAACAAGCUCCAGCCCAGGUCGAGUCUGACUGGAGUGUUGAUGCCCAACAAGCUCCAGCCCAGGUCGAGUCUGACUGGAGUCUUGAUGCCCAACAAGCUCCAGCCCAACAAGCUCCAGCCCAGGUCGAGUCUGACUGGAGUCUUGAAGCCCAACAAGCUCCAGCCCGGGUCGAGUCUGACUGGAGUGUGGAUGCCCAACAAGCUCCAGCCCAACAAGCUCCAGCCCAGGUCGAGUCUGACUGGAGUGUUGACGCUCAACAAGCUCCAGCCCAACAAGCUCCAGCCCAGGUCGAGUCUGACUGGAGUGUUGACGCUCAACAAGCUCCAGCCCAACAAGCUCCAGCCCAGGUCGAGUCUGACUGGAGUGUUGACGCUCAACAAGCUCCAGCCCAGGUCGAGUCUGACUGGAGUGUUGACGCUCAACAAGCUCCAGCCCAGGUCGAGUCUGAAUGGACUGUUGACGCUCAACAAGCUCCAGCCCGCCAAGCUCCAGCCCAGGUCGAGUCUGACUGGAGUGUUGAUGCCCAACAAGCUCCAGCCCAGGUCGAGUCUGACUGGAGUGUUGAUGCCCAACAAGCUCCAGCCCAACAAGCUCCAGCCCAGGUUGAGUCUGACUGGAGUGUUGAUGCCCAACAAGCUCCAGCCCAGGUCGAGUAUGAGUGGAGUACUGAUGCCCAACAAGCUCCAGCCCAACAAGCUCCAGCCCAGGUCGAGUCUGACUGGAGUGUUGAUGCACUCCAAGGUCCAGUACCUGCUGUGUCUGACUGGAGUGCGGACAUCCUACAAACUCCAGGCCACACCAAGUCUUUAUUUGAUCCUUGCUCAGACAUCUUUUCCUACUAUGAAGUCGGCAAUAUGCUGGGUCAAGGAGGAUUUGGAGCCGUCUAUGAAGGGAGGCGUGUGAAGGAUGGCCUUGAGGUGGCAGUGAAAUUUGUCAAGAAAACAGAGCAUAUGCACUACAUCAGCUUUCCUGAACCUCUUCCACUGGAGGUAGCUCUUUUAAUCCUCGUAAAUGAAGGCCCCAGAGUUCCCCAGAUAAUCCAGCUGCUGGACUGGACGGAUGUGGGUGAAUACUGCAUCAUGAUUCUGGAGCGGCCUAUUCCUUGCGAGGACUUGUUUGAUUUUGUGCAGCGUCAUGGAGGAAGAAUCGACGAGGAGUUGGCUCGGGUUGUCAUGCAGCAGACAACACAAGCCGCUUACAUGAGCUGCCAACGUGGAGUGCUCCACCGAGACAUCAAAAAGGAAAACAUUCUGAUCAACAAGGACACCCUAGAAGUCAAACUAAUUGACUUUGGGUGUGGCGACCUCCUUCAAAGGGCACCCUAUACUACAUUCAGGGGCACACGAAUGUACUGUCCACCCGAAUUCAUAUCAGAGGGCAAGUACCACGGGGAGCCAGCGACGGUAUAUUCAUUGGGAGUGCUCUUGUUCUCGCUGGUAUGCGGGACAUUUCCAGAUAACACCGACCUGAUUAUGAUCAAUCGGAACCGUUGGUGUAUAGCUGGCUUAUCACUAGAGUGCUGCCAACUGAUCUGCUCUUGCCUGCAGCGUGAGCCAGCAGAGCGACUCGAUUUGGCCAAGAUUCUGCACCAUGAAUGGUUUAAGGGCUCAGAUAUGAAGAAAUUCGGCAAAUAGUGGCCGUGUUCCCUGUCACAGCCAGCCCAGGCGUUGUCAUCUACUGACAGUUCAUCAUGACCCAGAGCUCCAUUUCCAUUCUUGCAUACUCAGUGAAAAACUGUUGUUGUUGUUGUUUAGUUUUUUUGAAUGGUCUUAUAAUCUUUUAUCUUGUAUGGUCUUAUUAUAUAUUAUAUUACAUCAAUAAAA